Molecule: messenger RNA, 2790 nt
Organism: Eublepharis macularius
Lineage: Eukaryota; Metazoa; Chordata; Lepidosauria; Squamata; Eublepharidae
Product: zinc finger protein ZFP2-like
Exons: 5
Coding region: 1-1812 (603 amino acids)
Source: RefSeq, a predicted model, not a curated record
AUGAAGAGCACCCUGCCCCGCCCCCGGCCAACACACAAGGAGCCGUGCGGUGCAUUCACACGCAAAGAAGAAGAGCGGGCUUCGGAGUUCUCUGCCCCGAGGAAGGCACCGCUGGGGCCUCCUGGCUUUGCGGAGCGGGGGAGAAGGAAGGAGAGCCCUCUUGGUGUUGGGGAUGGGGCAGCUGCAGGGAUGGGCGGGGGCUUCCUCUCCUGGACUAGCGGCUGUGCAGCCUCCUUUCUCCGCCCUCCCAUGAGAGGAAAGGGUCUGGAGGACUGGGGAGCCACUUCCUGCCAGAGCGCCCCCCCUCCCCCCGGGAAGGCCGUCUUGGGGGGGGCUGGCAUCAGCCUCAAUCCUCAGUAUCGGGACCCAUUGGAAGAAGAAAAAGAGGCUCCUGCAGUGCCGUGGCAGAGGUUACUCCAUGGGGAGGUCAAGCAGGAGGGCGAUGGAGGUGCCCCUUCCCUGGGACUUGUGGUUGCCCCCGCUGACCUCCCCUCUUGCCUUGAAGAAAGGAAAGCCCUAUUUGUGCAGGACUCUCAGCAAGAAGUGAGAGCAGCAGAUGAUGGUGAAGGGAAGGAGCACAAGAAAGAACAACCGCACAGAAGGAAAAUCAAAGUACAGCAGAACCAGCAGAAGAAAUCUGUUUCGUUGGCUAGAGCAGAUGUCAGUGAAAUUGAACAUUCUGGCCGUGACGAAAUCCACACGGCGGAGAAACGGUAUAAAUGUUCAGAAUGUGGAAAGAGCCUCACAGCCAAGCAAUCACUAGUUUCCCAUCAAAGAAUCCAUACUGGAGAGAAACCAUAUAAAUGCUCAGAAUGUGGGAAGUGUUUCAGGCAAAGUUCACACCUUGUUUCCCAUCAAGGAAUUCACACAGGAGAGAAACCACAUAAAUGCUCAGAAUGUGGGAAGGCUUUCAGAAAAAGCUCACACCUUGUUUCCCAUCAUGGAAUUCACACAGGAGAGAAACCACAUAAAUGCUCAGAAUGUGGAAAGUGUUUCAGACAAAGGUCAGCCCUUUCUAGCCAUCAAACAAUCCACACCGGAGAGAAACCAUUUAAAUGCUUAGAGUGUGGAAAGACCUUCAGACAGAGUGGAAAACUUACUUCCCAUCAAAGAAUCCAUACAGGUGACAUUCCAUAUACAUGCUCAGAAUGUGGAAAGGCUUUCACGCAGAGUUCGAGACUUGUUACCCAUCUAAGAAUUCAUACUGGAGAGAAACCAUAUAAAUGCUCCAAAUGUGGAAAGAGUUUCACAGCCAGCUCAUCACUACUUUACCAUCAAAGAAUCCACACAGGGGAGAAGCCAUAUAGCUGUUCUGAGUGUGGAAAGAGCUUCAGAAUCAGCAAAUCUCUAGUUUUACAUACAAGAAUCCACACUGUGGAGAACCCAUAUAAAUGUUCAGAAUGUGGAAAGUUUUUUACACAGAGCUCAGCUCUUGCUAUCCACCGAAGAAUCCAUACUGGAGAGAAACCAUAUAAAUGCCCAGAAUGUGGAAAGAACUUCAAGACGAGUAAAGAACUUAAGUUCCAUCAAAGAAUCCACACAGGAGAGAAACCAUAUAAAUGCUCAAAAUGUGGAAAGAGCUUCACUUUCAGCUCGUCACUAGCUUACCAUCAAAGAAUUCACACUGGGGAGAAACCCUAUAAAUGUUCUGUAUGUCAAAAGGACUUCAGACAGAGCUCCGGCCUGGCUUCCCAUCAAAGAAUCCACACAGGGGAGCGUCCAUUUAAAUGCUCUGAAUGUGGAAAAGGCUUCAGUUUGAGCACACGCCUUAUUUACCAUCAAAGAAUCCACACAGAGGGGGAAACCAUUUAAAUGCUCAGAAUUUGGAAAAGCUUUCAUGUGCAAUUCAGACCUUGCUCGCAUCAAAUAGCAUCAAAGAAUCCAAACAGGAGAGAAACCAUAAAAAUGCUCAGAAUGUGGGAACAGCUUCAGAGCCAGCCUAAUUUUCCAUUAAAAAAUCCACACUUGGAAGAAUCUCUACAGUUGUUCUGAAUGUGGAAAGAGCUUCAUUUAUGGGUUAAGCCUUACUUUCCAUCAAAGAAUCCACUCAGUAAAGAAGGCAUAUAUAGCCACAGAAUGUGAAAAGAUCUUUGCAGUCAGCUCAUAAAUUGCUUCCCAUCUAAGAAUCCACGCAGGGGACAAACCUUCCUCACCUUUGACUGAAUGAAAGCUUGGUAGCCUCAGCAAUAUUGUCAUGGUUGUUUAGCGACCACCAAAAUGGCCACUGAGAACUUAAUCUUGUGAGACCUCAGUGGGCAUUAAUCUCUUAAAGCAACAGCCAUUGCUUUUAUUAUUUGGGUUGUUCUUAACCUCUCAGUAUAUUUUUUUGUUUAAAAAUUUCAGAUUUGUUGGCAAACCUCAGGCUUCUCACAAGUCUAUGGAAAAGUCCCCCAUCUGUUUCCAGACCCAUUAUGUUGAUUUUUUGAUUUGCACUAUAAGACUCUGGUUCAGAAUUAGAUAUCGUGAUAGAAUAGAUGGAUAAGAACAGUUUCAUGAACGGAAUUCUUUCAUGUGUGAAAGGAUAAGAAACAGGGAUUAUAAGGUAAAAAUUAAACAGUGUGCAGAAUCUCUGUUUAUGUAUGGUGGAGAUUAAAUUAUCCUAUUAUCCCCUUGUUAAACUAAGUUCUAAUGUACAGGCCAACAUAAUCAUGAACCUCUAAGACUUUUCAAAUGUGUGGGCCUUCCAGCCUGUAUGGUUAAGCCCCAAGCGUGCUCUCAAACUGACAAAGGAGAAAUAUUCCUGCAUUUUUACUGCCAAAAUUAUAUCAAUUAGAGUUUUUCUGAAUAGCA